UAUGGUUGAAUGCCACGAUGUGACCUUGCAUAAAUUACGCAUAAAUUACGCAUGCGCGCGAGAGAUCUCUUUCUUCACAUUUUCCAUCGCUGAAAAUGUGAAAGUAAAAUUGAAUCGGAAGGAAGAGGACAUAAGAAAUAGCAUUGCGCUUUUGACGAAAGUUUAUAAUUAAACAAGAAGAGUAUGACUUAACCUCUUCGAUUACGCACUUCCACGUGGUACAUUUACAUGCUCUCAAGCAGUUUUACAAAUUGUCAGUACUCUCAAGUUUGCGAAGAUGGGCAAGUUAGGUCCUCGUCUAGGAAGCAGAAAGAAGGCAAAGCGAUGGGCCAAAGGGCAGAGUUCCAGUUCCAACCCGGCGACCAUGAAACACCGCGAACAGUCGACAAGUAUGUUCUUCAAAGAUCUUUCCGGUGCACCGGGUAUUACGAAGGAAGAUCUGAAGAAACAUGACGCUAUCCAAGGAAUCCAGCCUCAGCUUGCGAAGCUCGACAUUGACGAAGAUCAGCCUGAAAGCACUAUAGAUGGGACAGUGAAUACCUUCGACACAUUUGCCACCAAUUACAGUAAUUGUUCCAAUAUUUCUUUCAAUAACUUUCUCAGCCACUUUCAGUCAAGUUCGAUCAUACAUAAGGAAAUGCUGGCAGUACUAUCAGCUGUCACAGAAAUUAUCAAGCAAAAUGGCGGUAAGGAGAGCUCAACAGAAUAUUUUGCUGCACUGAUGAGCACUUUGGAGACAGUGGAAGAGGAUACUUCUGUGGCAGCAACAUUGUCAUUGCUUGGAAUGAGUUUGAAAACAGUACCGAAGAGUGUGCUUAAUGUGCAAUUUGGUGCAACAAGCCAGGUUUUUCUUCAAAUUCUAUCAAAGUAUGCUGUCACCGAGAACUUCCUCAUUCUACGACACUGCAUAGGUUGUUUAUCGGUGCUGUUGAGAGCACAGGAGGCCGCUACCUGGGCUGAUUCUUCAACAACACGAGUGUUGGAUGCUAUAUUAUCAUUUACUGCUCACUCAAAACCAAAGGUGCGUAAAUCUGCUCAGCACGCGAUAUGCGCUAUUCUUAAUGGCAGCGACGUAAUGAAGACUGAAAAGCCACCGACGCAUCAUCCGGCUGCGGGGCAAAUUGCGAUGCACUGCAUCGCGCAAAUAAACGCUGCUUGUGAUCCAGGAUCACCGUUCAAGGUCACCGCGAUUCUGCACAAUCUCACACUGUUGAAAGACGUAAUGCAUCAGCUGCCCAAGUCGUAUGUCAAAACCAUCUGUGAGCAUCUACUGAGUAUCAUGACGUUGAAGAAUGCCCUAAUAACGCUGUGUUGUUUGCAAACGCUGCACGGAUUGUUCAUCUCACGGCCGUCAGAGGCGACAUUACCUCUGCAAAGGAACGUGGAUAUUAUUAGAGCUCUUUACGACUAUCAGCCACCCGUGACCGACACGCAGCCGAUUUUGGCGUGGCUGGCGGUCAUGCAGGAAGCUCACUGUAAUCUGGCGCACGCAUUCAGCUUGUGCUCAGCCUCCUCCAACGUUGUUCGUCCUCGUUCGAUGUUGGACGACGAUCUUAUACCGAAGAUCUUGCAAAAGUGCAUCGAACUCUGGCUGUCCGACAAAGCGGAGGUCAUCUCUGGCGCGUCGCAUACUAUCAAAAUCAUUAUUCAGGAGUGCGUGGCGCCACUUUGCGAGAACGAGGAGCGAGUUAAGAGGCAUAGUUUCGUCUUUACUCAGAUUGUCUCGAUGAUGCACAAGGCGUUGAGUUAUCAGUACCUCAAAGCCUGGCAUCAUGUUCUUCAUCUUAUAGCCUUGCUCUUUCAAACAUUCGGCAAGUUACAGCUCCAGGGACUUCUGGAUAUCGUCAAGUCUCUAGGUGAAUUGCGUGACUCUUACAACUUUGCGUACAACAACGACGUGGAAUACGCAAUCGGAGCGGCGAUUCGAGCCAUGGGGCCGCAGGCUGUAUUGAACGUUCUCCCCCUACAAAUCGACGACGAUACGAUAAAUCUGAAACGGGGCUGGUUGAUUCCGCUGUUGAAGGAAUCUAUAAUCGGCGGCACAAUCUCCCUCUUCAAGGACGUUUUACUGCCCAUUGCUUUACAGUGCGAGGAGAAGUCGAAGGAACCAAUAAACGGGAAGACGUACGAAUUCCUGAUACCGCAGAUCUGGUCGAUUCUACCGAGCAUAUGCAACAACGCUAGCGACGUGAAAGAGAAUUUCCAGCAUAUCGCCAAGUUGUUGGGUCUAAUUAUCAGCGAUCAGAAGAACCUGAGGUUACCCGUGAUGGCUGCUCUGAGGAAACUGAUCAGCAAAGCGACGCAGAACGCGCACACUGAUGCCACCGCCGAGCUCGCCCGCUUCGCGAAGAACUAUCUGCCGAUUCUCUUCAAUCUGUACACGACGCAACCGAACGGCACGGACGAGGAGGGACAACGUCUCGCUGCGCUCGACACGAUCAAGACUUAUAUGACGAUAACGAACAAAGAAAUGGCGAAUGAACUGUUCGAGCGAGCGUUGAGCAAGCUCGACGCGCCCGACUCGACGGAUUUCUUCAAGGAGAGCAUUGCCGAUCUGAUAAGAGUGCUGAUCGGCUAUACGGACGCCGACAAGCUGGCCAAGUAUUACGACAUGUGCGUGCCCGUUCUCAAGGACGAAACUAAGCAAAAGGAGCAGAAGAAGGCUUACCGAUUUCUCGAGGAGAUAUGCACCGGCGACAAAGAGGUGUGCAGACAGUUCCUCGACGAGCACAGACGCAAGAUUCAGAAGACGCUGAUAUUGUCGGCGACCAGCGUAAGCAAGACUAGUAGAGGAGCGCGUUUGAGGUGUCUGACGCAUCUUGUGAAGAUGCAUCCGCAGCUCGAGAAGACCAAGUUCCUGGAGGCGAUCGUGCCGGAGGCUGUACUGUGCAUCAAGGAUAUGAAUGAGAGAUGUCGCACCUCGGCGUAUCAGUUGAUCAAUGCGAUUGUCGAGAAAUUCCUCGACAAUUUCGAACAUCUCAGGGACUAUAUGAAUAUGCUGAUGGUGGGCUUGGGUGGCGAGCAGAAGUACGUAAGCGCCACUUUGCUGGCUCUGGCCUCUGUCACAUAUCAUUACCACACCUCCUUAAGCGCCGAGAUCAUUGAGGAGAUCUUGCAGCACACCUGUACGAUCAUGACGAGUCCCACGAGGGAGAUAGUGGAGUCCGCGUUAUCCUACACGAAGGUGUACAUUGGCGUAAUGUCGUCCGCCGUGCUAGCUCCGAGCUUGUCAUGCAUAGUCAACGCUCUGUCGCAGAUAAAUGAGGAUUGCAAGCGCCACUUUCGCCAAAAGAUGCGCGACAUCUUUACGAAAUUGAUCAGGAAGUUUGGCAUUGGGCCGAUAUCAGGUAUGGUGCCGGCCAAAGAUGCGAUCUUGCACAAAAGACUGAAGAACAUCAAUAAGAUAGAGGACACAAAGAGGAAGAGGCGGGAACUCGAAAGGGCGAAGAAACUGGAGAAUGACAAUGAUGAGGAAUUUAACGCCAAGAGGAGGCCCAAGAGUAUAGAAGAGAUACUGGCCGACAGCGACGAAGAGUUUGACACUACGGAGACCGAGGAGCCGAAGAAGAAUAAGAGAAAAACGCUGAAAAAGGACACGUGGAUUCAAGAAAACGAGGAGAACAUCGUCGAUCUUAUAGAUCCUGCCGCCGCCAGAAAUAUCACAACUACACAGCCAGGUGUCUCAAAUAUGAAGACUCUUGUGAAAAAAACAAAAGAUUACGGCUUCAAGACUGCACCCGAUGGUCGUCUGAUCAUUAGGGAUGAGAAUGAGAAGGAUAGCGAUACUGAAACAGGGAAUAAGAAAAAGGGAAAAGUUUCCUUCCUUCGAAGCGAUUCAGAAGACGAUUACGAAGACGAAGAUAAUGUAUCGGUGACAAGCGCGAAGGCUGCUGACAGAAAACGUAAAUAUAAUGAAAGUGUAUCAGACGUUAUGAGUUUAAAAAGUCAGUCAACGUCGAAGUAUCAAGCGGGUGGAUCAGGUAUUCACCGGCCACUUAAAACGAGAAAGGUAGAACGCGAACCUGGUUCGGAAUACCGCGCAAUAAAGGCUGGAGGAGAUAUUAAAAAGAAGGGCAAACCAGAUCCUUACGCAUAUCUACCUUUGACGAGAUCUGCAUUGAACAAAAGAAAGAAGAAAAAGAAUGCGGGUAAGUUCCGAAGUAUCGUUUCUGGGACAAGAAAGGGCGCGCGUAUAGGAAUGAAAAAUAAACGAAGAAAAUAUUAAAGAUUAAAUAACAUGAAUUUUACAAGGAUCUAUUUGUAUAUAGCACUUCUCUUUCAUUGCAUUGAUACUUUAUAUCAGGGACAUCCAGCCAGUCAAUCGUAAUCUAAUGGUCAAACGUAAUUUUUUGAAAAAAGGUUGGACAAUGCUGCUUUAUAUAAUAUAAAAUGUAAAUUAUCAUCUACAUAUAUUUAUAAAUUCUUCACAGACACAGCUAUAAUAUUGAAAGAGUAAAUAAAUGUACGCAUAUACAGUGCAACGAUAGCAUUUAUUCAGAAAGAAAUGCCUCUUUAUGAAUAGAGAUACUCCUGAAUUUCAUCUUAUCAAAUCUUUAAUAUAAAGUGUAAUAUAGAAACUGAGUUCAUAUUUAAAAAAUUAUGAAAAACUGCAUAAACUUUUUUGGUUAUCUGAUAUUAGCAGUAAAUUUUGGAUGUAGUUUUAAUAUUAGAUGAGUCAAUUCAUCAUAAGAUACGCCUAAUUUUAUUGGCUUAUCAAAAGUAUUGUUAAGUAUUGAUUAUCAGUACUGGCAAUACUUUUAAUGAAUGAAUAAAGUUAGGCGAAUCUACGGGGAUGACACUGCCGGCCAGGUUUUGUCGUUUGCUACAUUUGUAGAUUAUGAUAGUCUUCGGUCAUAUGUAGUGUAGUGUCACAAAACAGAGCAGGUGUUUUUCGUUUAUUUCGCUGCGUUGCUUCGCUGAUAGUUUAGCAUGUCGAACUAUGAGCGUUCCUUCGCUGACUACGCAUUUUCACAUGAAUCGGCGGAGUGAGGAAACUUCGCCAGCAAAGUUUUUCGCUGCAUGAAAUUGUACCUUCCUUCAUUUAUUAGGAACAUUAAUCCGCGCCACCAACAGUUUGGUGGUGCAUAAAUCGACCCGCAUCGUUUAUUUGUACUACCGAAGAAAAAUAAAAAAGUAAAAUAUUUUGAAAAAUAAAAUUAAAAAAAAAUUUAAAAAGUAAAAUAUUUGAGUAGA
Molecule: messenger RNA, 5193 nt
Organism: Linepithema humile (Argentine ant)
Lineage: Eukaryota; Metazoa; Arthropoda; Insecta; Hymenoptera; Formicidae
Product: RRP12-like protein
Source: RefSeq, a predicted model, not a curated record